Messenger RNA from Dipodomys ordii (Ord's kangaroo rat), 2502 nucleotides. RefSeq names its product regulator of G-protein signaling 7 (gene Rgs7). Bases 380 to 1813 code for a protein of 477 amino acids. Lineage: Eukaryota; Metazoa; Chordata; Mammalia; Rodentia; Heteromyidae. The transcript is spliced from 18 exons. Gene Ontology annotation, biological process: regulation of G protein-coupled receptor signaling pathway; intracellular signal transduction; G protein-coupled receptor signaling pathway. The record is from RefSeq and is a predicted model, not a curated record.
GUCGCGCGCACGAGCCCGGGCGUCUCGACUCCCGCGCGCUCUCGGCUGGUCUCAGUUCCCGGGAGGAGCAGCCGCGGAGGAGGGAGCGAGCCGGCGAGGCGGCCCGGGGGAGCGCGCGCGUGCGGCGGCUGCCGGAGCCGCCUGUGCACGGGCGGCGGCGAGGGUAGCGGUCGCCUGGGCGGCGGGAGCAAGGGUUGGCUCGGCGUCCGCAUCCGCCGAGUGUGAUGAAGCUGCCUGGCUUCCCUGCUCCGCUCGCUGCCAGCUGACAGCUCCUGCACCCAGCCCGCCCGGGAGGGGAGACGCCGCGGGGCCGUGACCUUGGCCGAGAAGGGCAGUCUGGUAAUUCCUGUAUCUGAGCGCCAACUGCGUUUUGGGUGACAUGGCCCAGGGGAAUAAUUAUGGGCAGACCAGCAACGGGGUGGCAGAUGAAUCACCAAACAUGCUGGUGUACAGAAAGAUGGAAGAUGUCAUCGCACGCAUGCAAGAUGAAAAAAAUGGAAUUCCUAUCCGCACUGUCAAAAGCUUUCUGUCUAAGAUUCCUAGCGUUUUCUCUGGGUCAGACAUUGUUCAAUGGUUAAUAAAGAACUUAACUAUAGAAGAUCCAGUGGAGGCGCUUCAUUUGGGAACAUUAAUGGCUGCCCACGGCUACUUCUUCCCCAUCUCAGAUCAUGUCCUCACACUUAAGGAUGAUGGUACCUUCUACCGGUUUCAAACACCCUACUUUUGGCCAUCAAAUUGUUGGGAGCCAGAAAACACAGACUAUGCUGUUUAUCUCUGCAAGAGGACAAUGCAAAACAAGGCAAGAUUGGAACUAGCAGAUUAUGAAGCUGAGAGCUUGGCCAGGCUGCAGAGAGCCUUUGCCCGGAAGUGGGAGUUCAUUUUUAUGCAAGCAGAAGCCCAAGCAAAAGUGGACAAGAAGAGGGACAAAAUUGAAAGGAAGAUCCUCGAUAGCCAAGAGAGAGCAUUCUGGGAUGUACACAGACCUGUGCCUGGUUGUGUAAAUACUACUGAAGUGGACAUUAAGAAAUCAUCCAGGAUGAGAAACCCCCACAAAACGCGGAAGUCUGUCUAUGGUUUACAAAAUGAUAUUAGAAGUCACAGUCCAACCCACACACCCACCGCAGAAACAAAACCUCCGACAGAAGAUGAGCUGCACCAACAGAUAAAAUAUUGGCAAAUACAGUUAGAUAGACACCGGUUAAAAAUGUCAAAAGUUGCUGAUAGUCUACUCAGUUAUACGGAACAGUAUGUAGAAUAUGAUCCAUUUCUUGUUCCACCUGACCCUUCGAAUCCGUGGCUGUCAGAUGACACUACUUUUUGGGAACUUGAGGCAAGCAAAGAGCCAAGCCAACAGAGGGUAAAGAGAUGGGGCUAUGGAAUGGAUGAGGCAUUGAAAGACUCAGUUGGGAGAGAGCAAUUCCUGAAAUUUCUAGAGUCAGAAUUCAGUUCAGAAAACUUGAGAUUCUGGCUAGCGGUGGAGGAUCUCAAGAAAAGGCCCAUUCGAGAAGUGCCCUCUCGAGUUCAGGAAAUAUGGCAGGAAUUUCUGGCUCCUGGAGCCCCCAGUGCCAUUAACUUGGAUUCUAAGAGUUAUGACAAGACAACACAGAAUGUGAAGGAACCUGGACGGUACACAUUUGAAGAUGCUCAGGAGCACAUUUACAAACUGAUGAAAAGUGACUCCUAUCCACGUUUUAUAAGAUCCAGUGCCUAUCAGGAGCUCCUACAGGCAAAGAAAAAGGGCAGAAACAUCCCUAUUUUCCCAUGCCAUAAAAACUGUACACCAACACUGAGGGCCAGCACUAACCUGUUAUGAAAAGAGGGGAAAUCUCUGACAUCCAAGAGGUUAACAAGUCUUGUUCAGUCUUACUAAAUGGAUAACCUUGUAGCAUGGAAGGAGACUGAUGUCAUCAACCAUACUUUGUAGCUCAUUCUUGUUACCUGGAGCAGAGGAUGUUAGACCAAGAUGUUGCAUGAAGGAAGGAGCUAAUUGUUCCCUUUUGUGUGCACAUGACAACGGCAUUCCAUCUCCAAGGAACUGCGCCAUCUCCAUUUCCCACUGUUGUCUGCUUUCUUCUGCCUUCUACUAAGCUGGACUUGGGUCUUUUCCUUUUUAAUAAGUUCAAGUGAAAUAAAACUUUUAUUUCUCCUUUUCUCUAUUUCUCUUAAAGCUUCUGCUAAGACACACAGUUCAUUGAAAAUUCAGUCACAAACUGGAAGAAUUGUUAAAGAAAAACAAGUAUAUUAUCAAUAAGUAUACACAAUGGCUUCACAUGUAUUAAACAAUAAAUUAGCACAGAAAGGUUCAUUUCACCUAUGUAUUUAGUCUAAAGCCAGUCGUGUCUCUCUUGUCUAUGUUCUUAGUUAAUGUUUCUUGCAUUUAUUUUUAUACCAUAUUUAAAUAUGAAACAACCUUUACUCCAAAUGUAUUAAAGUUGACCCCUUCUCUGUAAAUUUGUGUAUGUUUAUAUUGUUUUAUCUUUCAUUAAAAGAUGCAGAAUCUCA